Molecule: messenger RNA, 660 nt
Organism: Camellia sinensis
Lineage: Eukaryota; Viridiplantae; Streptophyta; Magnoliopsida; Ericales; Theaceae
Source: RefSeq, a predicted model, not a curated record
AUGACAACGGGGCUUCACACUGAAGCAAAAACCCAAACCUCCCACCAAGCUGAGGCUAGUGGAAAGAACAAGAUAAAGAUGGAUGCUGAUCCCUACAAACAACUUCAGCAAGCUGUUGAGGUUCUAAAAGCCGAGGGGUUGAAUAAGCAACAAGUACUUGCGAUUUUAGCUAAGACUGUGGAUGACAUCUUCCCCACUCAGACCGAGAGUAAGUCUUCCAACUAUCACAUAUGCAUAUGGUACACGAAAGUAUCUACACAAACCAUAGUGUGGGUAGCAAAUAAAGAUAUACCUAUCUUUGAUAAGUAUUCUUCAGAACUGAGAAUUUUAGAUGGUAACUUAGUGCUUCUCAACGAGUCCCAAACCCCAACUUGGUCAACAAAUCAGAACUCCACCACUUCAAAUUUUGUGGUAGCAGUUAUUGGCGAUGAUGGUAAUUUGAUUUUGAAAGAUGGGUUUAAUUCAACACAACCAAUUUGGAAAAGUUUUGAUUACCUUGUUCACACUUGGUUGCCCGGUAGCAAGAUUUCAUAUAACAAGCGAGCCAAUACACACCAAAGUAUAACUUGGAAGAACUAUGAAGACCCUUCACCAGGACUAUUUUCUCAUGUUCUAGAUGCAAAUAACAGCUAUCUUUUGUUGUGGAAUGGGUCUAAAUAG